Salvelinus fontinalis (brook trout) is the source of this 6754-nucleotide messenger RNA. RefSeq lists its product as uncharacterized. NCBI's taxonomy places the organism in Eukaryota, Metazoa, Chordata, Actinopteri, Salmoniformes, Salmonidae. Gene Ontology annotation, biological process: intracellular signal transduction; negative regulation of T cell activation; T cell receptor signaling pathway. Gene Ontology annotation, cellular component: plasma membrane; membrane raft. Bases 445 to 2154 code for a protein of 569 amino acids. The transcript is spliced from 9 exons. The record is from RefSeq and is a predicted model, not a curated record.
GCCUGCCUCCUACCUCCUGCCUCCAUCACAUGGUCCAGAGCAAUCGCGAGCACAGAUGGACAGGAAAGGAAACCGAGAGAUGAGCCUCUGGUAGCGCGAGAAGCAUCUUCUAAAAUAGAAACAGAAGCCGCUACUUCUGCUCCAGAAACGGAAAACUACAGUUUUGCACAGUGCUAUACUGAUUUCGCGUUUUAUAUCGCAGAAAAUUGAGGGAUGGUUGUGAGUGAGUGAGGAGGGCGGAUCUUUGCAGAGAAUGCUUGCAAAAGCCAAGGCGUGCGCUGUCCCAAGAGAACUCAUUUGAAGAGCUUGCAGACAGAGAGAGAGAGAGAGACCGGAAUGCCGGGCAACAUCGCUCCUCCGGUUCACCUGCGAGGCUGAGUUUUCCUGAGCACCCUCUGUCUGUGAGUGUGUGUCUGAGUGUGUGUGUGUCUUAGUGUGUGUGUUAUGGCCUCUGGGACGGACGGCUCAUACCGUAAGAUGCUAAUGCUAGGGACCAUCGCCGCGGCGUCAGCCUUCGUGGUCACAAUCUUCAUCGUGGUGGUCUGUGUGGGCUGCCAGAGGAAAAACAAGACCAAACAUCCUGCGUCCAAUGGAGAGAAGGGCACCUCAGUAGAAAUGGGUGCUCUCCGUCAGCCCAAGAACAGUUCCAUGAGUAAAUCUGACACCAGGUUGCAUGAGAUCAAUCGCCUGCCCUGCAACGGCAACAGUGGGGGUAAGAACCGUCCAGCCAGUAUGGACCUGCUCCUCCUCCACAGCCGUCGCUCCACGUCUGACCUCCGCCCACCCCUGGUCCGCCAGCUCCCCCAGAUCCCCAACAGACCAGUGGGGAAGGGAGACCCCGAGGGGGGAGACAUUCGGGGAGGGGGAGACGGGGUCAGAGACCACACCUACACUGAGGUGGGAAUCCGGAACUCACCCGUCCGUUGCCUUGAUGAUGGGCUGUAUGAGGUUGUAGGGGUUCGAGAGGCAGACACGGUGCCCCCCGCUCCCCCUCCCACGUCGGCCAACACCCCGGCAACACUAAGGGCCUCACAGAGCCCCAAUGGGACCCGCACCAACGUGGUCCGAAACGGGAUUGGAAACGGGAAUGGGAAGGGCAGAGGGAACGGCAGAGGGGGUGUUAAUGGCUGUAGCACUCUUGGUAGAGGAGGAGGGAAGGGGCCCAAUGGUGCUAACGGUGUUAACGGAUCUAGCGGCUCGCUCUUGUCCUCCCUUCCCUCCCUGGCCAUUCAGGACCCAGUAACGGCAGAGUACGCCUCCAUCCGGAAGGUCAAGAAGGUGAACAAGGCAACGAAGAACGAGAUAGGGAACACAGAGUCAGAUGAUCAAUCAAGUGUCCAAUCAAGUGUGGGAGAGUCACCCUCUGCCCCGCCCCUUCUGCUGCCCCGCAGCCAGGAGUUUCCACGGAAACAGCUGGAGCCAUUCCACCUGCACGUCUUCCCAAAGGAGACGGUGUUCAUGGGGAACGGGGAACAGUACAUCUGGAAGCCCCCAGAGGAUGAUGACAUCAUCACCCUGCACCGAGCGCCUGCACCCCCGGGGGAGAACGGACAGGGAUACAUACCUACAGCCAUGGAGAUCACAGACACCUACUCCACCGUGUGUAAACCACAGAAGAAGAAACCUUCCCCAGACCACAGUGCAGCCAAGACCCUCCCCCGCAACCACUGCCCUGGGGGGAAGAAUGGAGGAGGUAGGGGAGGAGGAGCAGGAGGGAAUGAGGGAGGGAACGGGACGUGGGGUGGCGGUCGGGAGAUCCAGGGUGGCCAGGCCCGAUCCCAUGAGGAGCCCUGCUACGAGCCCGUCGGCGACAAGUCCUGGCCCACCUGUGUGGUGGCCGAGCCGGACCCGGCGUACACCACUAUCGACUCCCACCGGAAACGUGAGUGGGCAGGAACCAAUAACGGUGCGCUGGGGGCGAACGCUACACUAAAGCCCAGGAAGAAGCCUCCUCAGCAGGGAGCAUCGUCUCCAGAGGCCCCAUGCCCCCAGGAACCUCCAGCAUGCCCCCCGGCCCCUCCAUCUAGGGCCUUGCCUGGGGAGGAGAACUUCUAUGAGACCAUCAGCGAUGUGAAACAGGGGGCCAACAGUGCCAGCACCACCACCAUCUUCACCUUCAACGACGGGAUGGAGAUGUACGUCACUGGCCUGUAGCUGAGAGACACUGGCUCACACACACACACACACACACACACACACACACACACACACACACACACACACACACACACACACACACACACACACACACACACACAUACACAAGUUUUAGAAACUUCAGAGUGUUUUCUAUCCAAUAAUAUGCAUAUAUUAGCAACUGGGACUGAGGAGCAGGCAGUUUACUAUGGGCACCUCUGUGCACCUUUCAUCCAAGCUACUCAAUACUGCCCCUGCAGCCAUAAGAAGUUAAAUAUAUUGCUAGAAUUCACCUUGUCUAUAGAGAUUUACACCAGGGUAAGCCUACACGAAACACACGAACCACAGCCCUUAUUGGAAGUGUUUCUAAAAACUCAUGGAACCAUUCCCCUGUUUGACCUCUAGGUGUUAAGGGUAUUGGUUUUUGCCGUUUCACUACACAGCUGAUUCAAAUAACCAACUCAUCAUCAAGCUUUGAUUAUUUGAAUCAGCUGUGUAGUGCUAAGGCAAAAACGCACCCAGGGGGGCCCCAGGACCAACUUUGGGGAAACAUGCUCUUUACCAACGAGUGAAAUCAAGCAGCAAGUGUUAUGCAUUCAAACAGUAUCUCAACCCAGGGUCAGGCACCAGACCCAACCAGUGGUGGGAACGGGUCAGACUGUGGAAGCCCAUAUAGGGGUUCCAGGCCAGUUGAACAUUGGAUAGGAGCCCAGGUCAUUUAUCAGACACUCUUGUACACAGUAGAGCAACUUACAGCAGUGAGUACAUACAUUUUCUUACUGGUCCCCCAUGGGAAUUGAACCCACAACCCUGGCAUUGCAAACUCCAUGCUCUUCCAACUGAGCCACACAGAAGAACCUGAGGGGUUUCCCCUCAUUUUCACCCCUGGACUCAACAGAACCCUAUCUACCCUGCAUCUCUGAGCUUUACCGCAGAGCCAGUCUGGCUAACCCAGUCUGGACUGCACCCUCUCAGCCAGACUCAAACAGGUCCCAACCAGACCAGACUGAGCAUCAUGUUAUGAACUGGAUGACAGUGUCACUGUUCACCUUACCUUACCAUUUGUGUGACAUUUUACAUAUAGAUUUAUUUUUGUAUAAAUAUGGUACCGUUAAUAAAGCAUGGCUUGUGUACAGAGCGACACACAAUCCCCCAAAAUAACAUAACACACAAUAACAGAUACACACACACACACACACUGUACGCAAACAUUGUUGUGUAUGAAAACACAUUCUCACAAAGAUGACAGAGAGUAGAAGUGUGUAGACUCCAGGAUGGCUUCACUUCUAAGUUCCAACCCCCUGAUGACAUUACUGAUGAUGUCACUGGUGGUAAAAAGGGUUUGAAUAUAUUACUGAUUUUAACAAGUUUAAAUCCACGCCUCAGAGACUCAUGGAAGGAUUAAACACAAACACAUACAGACACACACACACACACACACACACACACACACACACACACACACACACACACACACACACACACACACACACACACACACACACACACACACACACACACACACACACACACACACACCUUGUGCUGGGAAUUAUGUAAUAGAAGCAGAUGGGAGUCUGGGAGAUUGGCUGUGGUUAGCUCUCCUUAAGCAAACAUAUCAAACAGGUCCUCUCUCUGUUGCUGGGCAGGGCAGAUAUGGUUUGACUUUGAGCGAAAAAUCUGACAUGUAGCCUAGGUCUAUACAGUACGUGUACGUUAACAUGCUCUGACCUGGAGGAGGUGAUCUUGGCUCCAAACCAACACUCUCCUGUACACUCUUUACUCCUUGGUAUUCAAGGUAGAAGUUGCCCCUAACCACAGAUACACACACUGAAGAUGUCUUGUAACUGGAAGGGUCUUUGUAUGAAGGAGUCAUAGAGCAAUCACUCACUAUACAUCUGAAGUACAUGCAUCAGAGUUAUAUGCUGGGAGAUCUUGACCAACUUUCUGACUCUGAUAUUCAUCUUGUAGAGUUGUAUUGAGCUCAGCCGGUUGAUAGGGCAGGGUAAAAUGGCCUUGUUCUUGUUGUCAGUGGUGACACAGUUCAAGCGAAGCAGUGGUCCGCCUCAGGUUGCCUCACACUGUUAAUUCCAUCCAGAACCACUGAGCUUUAACCACAGUGACUGACCACAGAGCAACAACUGACACACUUAUAGGGACAGUUUGACCCCACACCUAAGUCUUCCCUUUUCACAUCUCAAAAGUGGUCUAAUGUCGAGUGGAAUCCAAAUAACACACGUUCUGUGGUGUAGUCUUAUUCUCAAAUGAAUGGGGGUGAUUGGCACCAUAUAAGUAGAAUUUUGGGGUGAGCUGUCAUAAAGAGUACUGAUUUGGCUAUACUUUAGUCAGAUUUAAUUUAUUGUAAGUUGUUAUUCACGUUCUUUGUUUUCAAAACUCCUGGAGCUUAAAAUAAUGUUAUUUGCAUGGCAAAACACACACGCAAUCUUGGCAGAGAUACACAGGGCAAAGCCAACGGGUCAGGGACACGGCGUGGGCUGGGGAGAUCUUUCUCUGAAGGAGAAAGGCAACCGAUUUCACAAUCUCUGCCCAGGACCUCUGGGGCAUUGCUAACAUUUUAUUUUAUGGCCAAGGUAAUGGAGUCUUGGAGAGUUGUAGGGCUAUUGGCGGUUUCAUGGAGUUACUGCAGUGAAGGCCGUUUGUGUAGCAGGCUCCUGAUUCGCUUCACAGGCUGAAGUCAAUGCCAGGACUCUACUGCUGCACUCUGGGCCGCAGUCUGUCUGUCGGUUGGAACAGCCAUUGAGGGGUUGGAAUCCAAAGAAAAUAUAGUGUUGGGCAUAAAAUGACCAGUGAGCGUCUUUUGCCUGUGCUGAAAGUUGUGUUCUAUUGUAAACAAGCUGUUUCCCAUGUAGCUCUUGGGGGAAAUGUGAUGUAUGAACUUAAGAAGAAAAACAGUGACAUUAGGGUUUAAUAAAGGGGUGUUUUCAAGUCAAAAUGUAAAGAGGGACACAAAGUGCUCAGGGACAGAGAGGUAUAUGAGGGAUGAAUAACAGCAGUAUGUGUUAGGCCAUCUAACGUUAGGAGAGCGCGUGGAAGAUGUAGUUCUAUAAGAUGUAUAGGUGUGUAUAGGUUUACUAUGAAAUACAUCUUAUGAAAUGCAUUCUGUAUUUUCUUAAUGCAGUUUAUGUAAAAAGAAAUGUUUACCUAUUGUGUUUAAAUAGCUUAUGCCACUGCCAUGGAGACGCUACGUGUACUGUGUUUAAUACUAUUGGUGCAAUUUUCCUGCUUGAAACAUAAUGCAUGUUUUUGACCAAAUGAAAAAAGAAAAUACUGUAGUACUUUAUUUACUUCCUAAUGUUUGUUUUUUGUUUUCCUGUUUUGUCAUGGGAGAAGAAAAAAAACAUUCCAAUUGUGGAUUAGCUCUGGCUGAGAGAGAGAGCGAGAGAGAGAGAGAGAGAGAGAGACAGACACACACACACCUUCCUCUCUCCAUGCUCCAAAUUAUGAAACUGUCAGGAGGUUGCCAGUAGGAGGGAGGAAGCAUACUCUGGUUCUACUCCCUGUAUUAUCCUCCCUCUCUUCUCUCUUUUUCCGCUCUUAUCUCCUCUCUCUUUUCCCCUCUCCUCUCUGUGCUGGUGGAGAUGGGCCUUUGAUGUUGCUUCUUCUGAGGGACCAAGGGAGCGAUAUGGGGGUGGAGGGGAAGAGGGACUGCCUGGGGGUCAUGCCGACCCUGCAUGCUUUCAACAUCAAUAGUGCAGUUUUAUUGGUGUGUGUGAUAUGACCAAUGACUAACAGCUGAGAUGAUUUAAGCAGCUUUGGGAACAUAUAUUUUGUCAUCCAGCACUGCCACUGCUAGUCUCCUGAGGAAAUUCACAAACUUUUCAUUCAACCCGUUUAGCACAGACUAAAUUGACAAAGACAUGGACGGACCAGGACCAAAUGAAAGCUAAACAGUACUUUAAAAUAUAUUUUGAAAAUGCAUAUUAUGGCAAAUAAUGUAUUGUGCAUCAAUUCAUUUCAUUUUGCCUCUCAGUUUAGCACAAACAUAUCUGACAAAGACACGCUCACAUAAAUAGCCUACAUUUUGAGGCAUGCAUCAUGUGAAAUAUUGUUGUUUUGAUGUUCUACAGAACUAUUUGUUAUUGGUUGAAUGCUGAAAGACUUGAUGUUAGUUGAUAUAUUGAUGGUUAUCACAAAUGUUGUGGUUUUACGUUGGAGCAAUGAUGAGCUAGUCUACUUUUCAAGAAUCGCUGAUGUUCAAUUCUCAAUGGCUGACGCUCUCUUUCAAUCUAUCUUGUGAAUUGAAAUAAUGAGAAAUAUAGUUGAUUUUGGUUGGUUUCUGUGUAGCAGGUAGAACGUCACAUUGAUGGCACAUUGAUGAUGACGCGUGUAGUGGAGCAGAAGUGUUAUCCCCUAUAUUAAUUCUAAUAUUUUCCAAUAAUUGGUUUAUGGGCCUGUGAACGCCAACGGCUUGUGAGUGGCAGCGCUGUGGCCUAUGUUGUAUUUUGGUUUUAAGAUGACACAGGGUUUUAACGUGGAAAACAAUAUAAUAGAACAUAAUGUGAAAAUGUGCAAAAGAUUGUAAAUGUUUUAUAAUCAUUCAUAAAAUAUAAAAGUCUCAAGUUUUUACUUUUGUAAUAAAGUAGCACCUUAAAAUGUG